AAUUAUUGUCAUGUAUAUACUUGAAGGUUUUUUAAAAUCUCGGUCUUUAUGUUCUAUGGAUUUUAAAGACUUAUUAAUCCUUAAAUAAAUACAUUCUCUUGUUUGCAUUCUUUUAAAAGACAACUCGUAAAGGAAAACGACAAAGUUCAAUCAAAGCUUUAAAAAAAAAUGUUUUCUUUUGUACCAUCCAUUGCUCAAGUAAAACCACUUUCCUUUUCACACUAGCCAAAAGAAGAGAAGCCCAAAAAUUUAUCAGAUUCAUCAUCUCAUUGUAACUCUCCCUUGAGAGAUUUCUCACAUUAUCCACCACUUGCAUCAUCUUCUUCAACAUUUCAGUUUUCACUACGUCUCUUUCAAUCUCUUCAUGCUUCUUCGUCUACAUCUACUGGUUUUGGAUUUUGGAAUCAUGUUGAGAUGAAACCAGUGUCUCUUUCCUUGUAUCUUGCUGUUGUUGUUGGAUCUCUAAAUCAGACAUGAAGAUGCUUCGAGCUCUGCUUUUGUGUCUCUCUUUAGUGUUCUUCUUGGCGUUUCAGAUUGUUGUUUCAGAGAUUCAAUUAGGUUCUAAGCUCGUUGUUGGUGAAAACACCUUGUGGGUAUCCAACAAUGGUGAUUUUGCUCUAGGUUUUUUUAAUCCACCUGGUUUGCUUAAUCGGUUCAGCAUUGGUAUCUGGUUUAACUCCAAUUCAAUCCCUUAUGAUCAACGGAAGGUCGUUUGGGUUGCUGGAGCAGGUGUUGUCGUUUCUGAUAACAGCUCUUACUUUGAGCUUACUCGUAAUGGAGAAUUGGUUUUGUUUGAUUCUUUGUUGGGUGUUCCGGUUUGGAAUAGCAAGACGAACCGGUUCUCUGUAUCCUCUGCUUUGCUUCGUGAUGAUGGUAAUCUUGUGUUGUUGAAAGAUAGAGAAGAGAUUGUUUGGCAAAGCUUUGGUACUCCAACUGAUACUUUGCUUCCAAACCAAAAGUUUCCAGCUUUUGAGAUGUUAAGAGCUGCUAGUGAGAAUUCGAGGUCUAGUUAUUAUAGUCUUCACUUGGAGGAUUCGGGGAGGUUAGAGCUGAGAUGGGAGAGUAACAUUACUUUUUGGUCAAGCGGAAACGAAGUUGUGAAGAAGAAGAAGAAGAAGAAGAAUAUUGGGGCUGUUCUUACUUCCGAAGGAGCUCUGUUUCUUGAGGAUCAAGAUCUGAUGAGACCUGUUUGGUCUGUUUUUGGGGAAGAUCAUAACGACACUGUGAAGUUCCGGUUUCUUAGGCUUGACCGGGAUGGUAAUCUGAGAAUGUACUCGUGGAACGAGGAUUCAAGGAUUUGGAAACCGGUUUGGCAAGCUGUUGAGAAUCAGUGUCGUGUUUUCGCAACCUGUGGUUCGCAAGUUUGUUCCUUUAACAGUUCUGGAUACACCGAAUGCAAUUGCCCUUUUAAUGCUUUUGUAUCGGUCUCGGAUCCUAAAUGCUUGGUGCCUUAUCAGAAGCCAGGCUGCAAAUCUGGUUUCAACAUGGUGAAGUUCAAGAACUUGGAGUUGUAUGGGAUCUACCCGGCUAAUGAUUCUGUUAUCUCUCAGAUUAGCUCCCAGAGAUGCAAGAAGUUGUGUUUAGAGAAUUCUGCUUGUACUGCAGUCACUUACACGAACGAUGGAGAGCCUCAAUGUCGCAUGAAGCUGACCCGAUAUAUCAGCGGUUACUCUGACCCGUCUCUGAGUUCGAUAUCAUAUGUUAAAACAUGUUUGGACCCAAUUGCUGUUGAUCCAAAUAAUGUUUCUAAAGAGUCACCAGUGACUGUAACAAAGUCUCACAGUAUCUGUAUUCCUUGUCUUGUCGGUGCAACUUCCACUACACUUGUUCUGUUUCUUGGAUUUCAGCUCGGUAUCGUUGUGUACAUUUACCGGAGGAAGAAGAAGCUAGCUAAGAAGAAAGCUGAACGAUUCUCCAAAGCGACAAAUCCGAAAGGUGUGAUGAUAUUCUCUGUUGAUGAGAUUAAGGCCAUGACCGAUAACUUUGACAAUAACAUAGGACCACAGAUAUUCAAAGGGGUUAUGCCGGAGAAUGAACUUGUUGCUGUUAAAGAAGUGGAAGCAACAUUAACAGAAGAAAGGAAGUUUAGGAGCUCUGCAUCCAAGAUAGGAACAAUGCAUCACAAGAACCUAGCAAACCUUGAAGGUUAUUGCUGCGAGCUAGGCAGGAGGUUUCUGGUUUACGAAUAUGCUAAGAAUGGAUCUAUACUUGACCAUAUUGUUGACCCUUUACGAAGCAAGAAACUAACUUGGAGGAUAAGAACUGAUACCUGCUUAAGCGUGGCUAAAGCUCUUUGUUACCUCCACAUGGAAUGCAGAGAAUUUGUCAGUCAUGGGAACUUGAACUGCGGAAACAUUCUGCUUGGGGAGGAUUUGGAAGCUAAGUUAACAGAAUAUGGAUUCGGUUUAUGUGCUGCAGAUAAAGAUGUUGAAGAUUUUGGAAAGACGGUUUUAGCUCUAAUAACGGGUAGGUACGAACCAGAAGGAGUAGUGAGUGAAUGGGUGUAUAGAGAGUGGAUUGGAGGAAGGAAAGAAACCGUUGUAGACAAAGGAUUAGAAGGAUGCUUCGAUGUAGAGGAGCUUGAGCGGGUUUUGAGAAUCUCAUUUUGGUGUGUUCAGACGGAUGAACGAUUAAGACCAUCAAUGGGGGAAGUGGUGAAGGUUUUGGAAGGUACAUUGUCUGUUGAUCCACCACCACCGCCUUUUGCUUGUGCAAGAUCAUCGCCCACUAACUCGUCAGAGUCUAGUCAAUCGUUGUACGAGCCAUAAAGGCUCUAAGUUAGUAAUGUUUGUAUAGUUUGAGUAUCUGAUUUAACAACAGCUGUAGUAGUGAAGGUUGAUGAUUCUUGUUUCAUUUUUUCGGUAAGGUCUAAACUUUUAUCUUUAAUUCUAUUAAGAGAAAGUAAAUGUUCUAUUGCAACUUGUAAGCAUCUUUAUUGGGCCUCAAAGCGUCCAUGAGCCUUUUGUACGGACCAAUUAGAGGAUGAUGUUUACUCAUUAGCACCAUGAUAAAUCAAGUGAAUCAAGUUCUGAGAAGUUUAAUGAUGCUCUUGAAUCUCCUGGAAGAGAAGGAGGCUUUGUUUGGUUCUUCCUGCGCGUCACGCCACGCGCUUGUUUUGGCAGAGUCUAAAGUCUUUUGUACAAGUAUCUGUAGUGGUGGAGCAGGACCAUGUUGAGGACCAGAACCAUUAGUGAGCUUACACGAACCUUCCUUUUACUACAAUCCGACCGACUUUGGCCCCACCAGAGUGAUCCUGAGCCUAAGAUUCAAAAGCAGUUGGGGUAUAUCAGCGGUGCAGAGAGCAAGAUGCAA
Arabidopsis thaliana (thale cress) is the source of this 3312-nucleotide messenger RNA. Its product is annotated as curculin-like (mannose-binding) lectin family protein / PAN domain-containing protein. Gene Ontology annotation, biological process: recognition of pollen. The record is from RefSeq and is marked reviewed. Gene Ontology annotation, molecular function: protein kinase activity; protein serine/threonine kinase activity; ATP binding. The transcript is spliced from 2 exons. Gene Ontology annotation, cellular component: plasma membrane. Bases 474 to 2768 code for a protein of 764 amino acids. Lineage: Eukaryota; Viridiplantae; Streptophyta; Magnoliopsida; Brassicales; Brassicaceae.